GUCGCAGAUAGUAAAAACGAUUCUUUUCAUCAGGUUCCCAUCAGAGGCGUCAACGUCGACGACUUGGCCGAAGGUUCACACAUUUAGCCAAGUACCCGCAUCUUAAAACCCAGUGUGUGUACGUGCAUUACCUGUUAUGUAUUGUUGAUAUGAGCUGUCCCUACCCGAAAAGUACUGGUGGAACUUGACUCCGGGCUCCGGAACCGAUUCCCAGUCUUGGUCGGAAGCUCGCCGCGAACGGUUAAGGGUAUUGGGAGGAACCCCACGAGUUGUGGAGAAGUUGGUUGGUUUGGAAAGUUCUAGGUACUGCGUUGGUGAAGAUCGUGGAGUUUAGUGUUUUGAGAUAUUGGUAGAUUUCAUGAAAAUUGUGAAGAAUUAAAAUGUGAUGCUACGAAUUUCUUAUGAAAUUGCUUAGUUAAAAAAGAUGCAAGAAGAUCAACUAAACGAAAGUGAAACUCAGCAAUAACGCAACCUGUUGUUAAUAAGUAAAAACCCAAGCUUACCUAAUUUACAUAUGGUGAAAAGUGAAACCCAUUCAUCCAAAUAGCCUAAAUUAGUUCCCCCAAAAUAUGACCCACAUCUAAUUUGCAUAUUUAAACUGUGAGAAAACAUCCGUUAAGUGCAUUACAUAAGUGAAAAGAAGAGAAUUUCAUCACAAGUGACGAAUUCAAGCGCAAAAAAAUGUCUCAAAAAAUGUCGGAAACCCUUCUGAGGGUUGCAUUGUUACUGCAAGUUAUCAUAAGCACCCAUGGAGAAGCGGAUCCCCAGUUGAACAUUCCGGCAGGUCAAAUCAACCGCGAUCUGCAGGGAAGGCCACAGGUGUUGCCGAAUAGUUACACCGGUGAGCGGUCAGGUCAGCAUCGCGAUCGGGACGACCUGCAGGAUGGAGAAGAAGGGGACACCAAGAAGGCUGGGAAUGAUUUUGACCACAGUCGAAGUGAACGAUUUGGACCGCCGUACGACGAUAGGGAUGACGAGGAGGAAAACUAUCCGGAAGGGAGGAGCAAUGAUGAUCAGAGGGAUCGACAGGAUCGGCCGAAUAGACCCUUUUCUUACGAUGAUCGCAAUCGGUACAACAACUACAAUGAUGACGACCGCAACAACUUCGAUCGCAACCGCAACCCUUACGACCGAGAUCGGGAUCGCGGUCGCGGUCAAUACCCGUACAAUCGGGACCGCAACCGGUACGUGUCGGACGUAGAUAACCCGGACCUCUACCAAAACCGUGCUCCGUACAACCCGAACCAGGACGGCCGCUACAACCCGGAAAACGGCCGUUACGACCCCAACGACCGACGCCGGCCAAUCCAGAACGACGUAGACAACCCAAAUCUGUACCAGGACCGUACUCCGUACAACCCGAACGGACCACAAACGAACGGCGGCUUCGACCCGAACCGCAGGCCUCAGUUCGGCCCCGUCGACCAGUUUGACAACGGUCGUCCCCGGGACUCGUUCAAUCCGGGAUCGUUCCGGAGUGUCGAGGAGGAGCGUCGCUUCCGGGCGGAAACGGAAAAGCUGAAAACCUUCCUGGCCGACAUCGACCGGAAGAGUUCGCUCGAGUGCUCGCUGAAUGUGGCCGCCCAGUGGAACUUCGAGACGAACGUGAACGAUGCGACGCAGGUUGAGGCGAUUGCAGCCCAGCAGCGUUACAACGACUUCCAGCGACUCCUAUGGGAUCAGAUGCGUCACAUUGAUCAGAGUAAGAUCUUCGAUGACAAGUUGUACCGACAGGUUCGACUUAUGUCAAUCAUUGGACCAAGUGCUCUCCCGCCCGAUCAGCUUGAUAGGUACAAUCGAAUCGUAAACGACAUGCUGGCAAUCUUCAAUGGAGCCCAGAUUUGUGCCUUCGAACGACCAUUUGAGUGUGGUUUGAGACUUCAACCGCAUUUGAAGGAUAUCAUGGCCAAGAGCAGAGAUUGGAACGAGCUAACCUGGACUUGGGUUGAAUACCGCCGGAAAACUGGAAGAAACAUGCGCGAACUCUUUGAACAACUUGUAGAUCUGACCAACGAUGCAGCUCGAGUCAACAAUUUCACAAACGCUGCCCAGUACUGGCAGUUCCCGUACGAAUCCCGCAACUUCCGCGAAGAAAUGGAACAAGUCUGGAACGAAAUUCUCCCCCUUUACGAAAUGCUCCACGCGUACGUCCGGCGGAAGCUGCGCGAGUUCUACGGUCCGGACAAAAUCAACAAAAACGCCCCAAUCCCGGACCACAUCCUGGGCGACAUGUACGGUCAAAGCUGGAACAACAUCCUGGACAUCCUGAUUCCAUACCCGGGCAGAAGCUUCCUCGAAGUAACACCGGAAAUGCAAAAGCAAGGCUACAACCCGCUGGUCAUGUUCCAAAUCGCCGAGGAGUUCUUCGUGUCCAUGAACAUGAGCGCCCUCCCGCCCGACUUUUGGCUCACGUCGAUCUUCACCCAACCCCCGGACCGACCCGUCCUCUGCCAACCAUCCGCGUGGGACUUUUGCACCGGCAAGGACUACCGCAUCAAGAUGUGCACCUCAGUAACCCACAAAGAUCUGAUCACGGUCCACCACGAGCUGGCCCACGUGCAGUACUUCCUCAACUACCGCAACAACCCCAAGGUCUUCCGGGACGGGGCCAAUCCGGGCUUCCACGAGGCCAUCGGGGACGCCGUGACGCUGUCGGUGGCCAACCCGAAGCACCUGCAGAACCUGGGCCUGGUGCAGAAGAACGUGGACGAUACGGCGCACGACAUUAACUUCCUCUUUUCGUUGGCGCUGGAAAAGGUCGUGUUCCUGCCGUACGCGUUGGCGCUGGACGCGUGGCGGUACGACGUGUUCAACAAGAAGGUGCGGAAGGAGCAGUACAACUGCCACUGGGUGCUGUUGAGGGAACAGUUUGGAGGCCUAAAGCCACCGGUUUUGAGGUCUGAACUUGAUUUUGACCCCGGUGCAAAGUAUCACGUGGCCGCAAACAUCCCUUAUAUCAAAUACUUCUUCUCAAACGUCCUCCAGUUCCAGAUCCACCGAGCCAUGUGCACGGCCUCGCGCCAGUACGACCCUCAAGACCCCAGCAAACCGCUGCACAAGUGCGACAUCUUUCGGCAACCGGCCGCCGGCAACAUUCUCAAACAACUGAUGGAACGUGGAGCCUCCGAACCGUGGCAGCAGGUUCUUCAGGAGGUAAUUGGCGAGGGUCGACUCGAUGGCACCGCUCUUCGGGAGUACUUCAGACCCCUGGAGGAGUGGCUUCGUAACGAGAAUCUGCGCACCAACGAGUACGUCGGUUGGAUCUACGACGGGGAUUACUGCAAGCACAGCAUCGAAACCGCCAACCUGCAGGUCUUUGGAGGGUUCUACAAUGGUGCCGUUCAGGUGCAACUCGCUGGUGGAUUCGUGUUUGGGCUGUACUUGCUCGUCCAGGUUUAUGUUAAUCAGCUGCGGUUGAUUUAGGGUUUUCUUUUUCAUUUCAUUUAAAAAAAUUAUAAGUAGAAUUAGUCAUUAGUUUUUAGCAUUGGUCAGCUUAAGUAACAAUUUCUCAAUAAAUUUAAUC
Molecule: messenger RNA, 3523 nt
Organism: Culex pipiens pallens (northern house mosquito)
Lineage: Eukaryota; Metazoa; Arthropoda; Insecta; Diptera; Culicidae
Gene: Ance-3
Product: angiotensin-converting enzyme
Exons: 9
Coding region: 682-3423 (913 amino acids)
Biological process (GO): proteolysis
Cellular component (GO): plasma membrane
Molecular function (GO): peptidyl-dipeptidase activity; metallopeptidase activity
Source: RefSeq, a predicted model, not a curated record